GCCGUCACUAUAUUAUUAUUAUUAUCAUCAUGCAUUUAUGCAAUAUAAUCGUUAGUUUUACACGCGCGCCUUUAGCGUGCGUGUGCGUGUUGCCAUCGCCGUGUUGCUAUUACAAUAAUACUUGACGUUUUAAAUAUCAUAUAAUAUAAGACAUCAUAAUUUUAAACGAAAUAUCGCGAUUACAACGAUUUCCGCUCGCCGAACAAAUAAUAAUAAUCUAGUCGAUAAUAUUUUAGAGAUCACACGUGUUAUACUUUUACACGAUGCAGUGACCGACGACGAGUGCGCGGGACGACCAUCAUACGUUUUUUCCUGAUAAUCCUAGUGGUCGUAAAAUGGAAUGCCGUCGGACUGUCGUUACGGGCGGAGUGUUGCGAUCGCCUCCGCCCGCGUCAGCUACGCCACUGACGAUGGCUGCGGGCGUCAUGCGGCACCGGAGCCUCCGUCACGGUCGAUUGUACGAUUGCGACGACGAAGUCGUAGACGAGUACAACAACAACAACAACAACAGCAACGUGUAUGCGACCACGGUAAACAAUACGACGCAGCUCGUCGACGAGUUGGAACAGCUGCGGACUGACAACUUUCAGCUCCGGUUGCGCGUCUACAACGCCGAACGGAGAGUGGACAAGCUCUCGGCGGCCGCGCUCGAUCGGGACCGGGAAAAGCGCAGCAACAGUACCAAUACCGAUAGCGACGACACCGAUGACAGUAGCGACCACAGCGACACCGACCACAAUACCGCGGCGGCCAAGGCGACCGCCGAAGCUGCCGUGCGCACUAUCCACGACUUGUUAACGGUCAACCGAAGACUGCUGGCACUGCUGGCGGCCAUAGUUUCAGCUAAAGCGGUGUCCGUGUCUGCCGACGACAAACGACGCUGGCGACAACUGCGAAGGCACAUCGAAAAAUACACCGCUGACGGCACGAAAGAAAAGAAGACAAACAACGAACUCGACGAAGAUGACGACGAAUUCCAUGACGCGUCUGCGACGGAAUCGGAUACGUCAUGCAAAUCGCGGGUAGCGUCUGCGGAGCGUUCGGCGACGAGACAGAACGUUCUGCGUUCGCCUCCGCCUCCACCGGUACCGUCGUCGUCCGCACCGCUCGAGACCACGGGCGAAGGCGACGAAGGUGCCGGCUCUGAAGUGUCCCGUUUACGAGGACGGUGCAGACGGCUGGAGCGGUCACUACAGCAGCUGGUAAACACAGAACUAUGGGCCCGGAACCGGCAGAUUGGUAAGCUCGAGCAACAAAAGUACGCGACCCAAGUGGCCGACGCGGCCGCACAGAAAGACAGGAAACCGGCUGAGGUGGUGGCUGCGGAUGUAGCUUCACCGCAGCAACAUUAUCUGCAGCAAUUCCGUUCAAAAGCCGCGUCGACUGCUCCGCUACCCGCGGUGACCAAAGGAAUCCUAGUAAAACGGUUGCCCGCGGAGACAUCUACCGCAACAACAGCAUCAACGGUUGUCGCGGAAUCACAGAACCAUCGAAAGUCACCGCUAACGGUAACUACAAUCACGACACCGCCACCGGUGUUGCCGGACUAUUCGGAAGUGAACUUUUUCUUCAGCUGCGACGAAGAAGAAGACGACGACGACGAUGACUCCGCAGAGAUGAACACUUCGUCGUCGCCGGAAGAGGAAACCGCGGAUUCGAACGACUGCAGAGGCGACGAAAAGCCUGUACGGUUGACUGCGAUCGGCGCUCCGGUGUCGUCGACGAGUACGCGGAAACGACACUGUCGACCACAUCACCGGCAACUGCAACAGCCAACCGGCAAAGGCGUUGGCGACGCGGCCACCGUCACUACGACGUCGUCCUCGUCAACGGAGUCCGAUGCGACCGCGGACGAAGCGGACGAUUUGACCGGCGAUGGCGUUACCGUGAAAACGACUGCCGCUACGUCGCCCACCGCACGAAGUCGGACCGUCAGUGGCGGCGGUUUGCACAGAAGGCGACGGUGCAGGCCACCCCGCCGAUGUUCAACUUGCGGCCGUUGUAGUGGCGUCGCGGACGCCGCGGAGGCGGCUGCAGAUCGCGCCAAGCCGCCGCCGUCCGUGAACGACGUCCAAGUGCAGUGCGGCGACGGAAACGUGACUGCCGACCACGACUGCAGCAAUGAUGAUCGUGACGUUGCGGGCGAAUCGCAGCUGCAACUAUUGCGCCGCGAACUGGACGCCCGGCGGCGUGAAAACGGUCGACUGUACGACAUGUUGCUGAGAUUGCAACGCGGAACGCAAUCGGGCGAUCGGGGAAAGGGCGACGGUGGCCCGAGAAUUCCGUCAUCCGACCUAUCUGACUCUGACCCGAGUGGUUCGCCCGAACCGUAUCGGCGGGCGGCCGGAGCGGUCCGCGGUCGCAUCGCCGACCUGUUGCCUCCGCUCCUGUCCAUGCGGUCGAUUUCGGACGACGACGACGACGACGACGACGACAACGGUGGCCGUCAACGUGACCAGCCGGACGGUGCGGAACAACAGCAACAACAACAGCUGAUGCUGCUGACCCGUCUCCGGGAACGCAUAGUGGCGUACGAACGGCGAGAACUGAACGGCGGCGAUGAUCGCGCUGCGGUGCGGUCGGCGCGGCCGGAAGACACGUCGAACGAUGCCGUCCGCCGCAUGGACCGCGCCGAUCUGGUAAACGUGGCGCUCCCGCGGGUCGUAGAACGGCUCUGCCAGGCGCUCGUGCCGCUGUUGCAACAUCGGCGAGAAAACGAUGUCGGCGCGUCGGCCGGUGCAGGUAGAUCUUUGAACGUCGGCGAUGGUGAUGCAUUACGACCGUCGCCGCCGAGGGAAGAGCGAUGACAAAGAUUUUGUAUGUAGUACCACCCCUCUCGGGGGAAACACUAUAUGAUGUGUGUGUGUGCUUUAUUAUGUAUUAUUGCACUAUCGUUUGAAUAAUAUUGCUGUAUACCUUGCGCGCAACGGUAAUUGAAUCGGUUAAAUAUGGCCACAUGGGUUCGGUUUCACGGAGUGGUUUCGAUUUUUGUUUUUUUUUUUAAUAUUAUGUAAUAUGUAUUGUAUACAAAUAUUUUUGUUGUUGUUGACGUUUAUUAUUUUUAUUUUAUUACGACACUUUUCAAUUUUUAUACGCCAAACUAUAUACACAAUUAUUAUCAUUAUAAAUUAUUACGCUUUACGAUGUAUAUUCCAAUUAUGUAGGUGCGUUACCUAUAUAAUAAUACUUAUAUUAAUUUGCCAAAAGACUCAUAUUCGUGUGCCAAAAACAAAAAUGCAUUUUUGUACCUACUAAUAUAGGAUUAAUAUCUGCUAUUUCGAAGAUUUAAUUUGUAUUAUUUUUUUAUAUGUAUACUUAUAAUAUUAUCAAUGAGCGCAAACAAAUAAAAAAAUUAUUAUAUUGAUUAUUUAUAUAA
Molecule: messenger RNA, 3376 nt
Organism: Rhopalosiphum maidis (corn leaf aphid)
Lineage: Eukaryota; Metazoa; Arthropoda; Insecta; Hemiptera; Aphididae
Exons: 3
Coding region: 336-2807 (823 amino acids)
Source: RefSeq, a predicted model, not a curated record